Molecule: messenger RNA, 1979 nt
Organism: Odobenus rosmarus divergens (Pacific walrus)
Lineage: Eukaryota; Metazoa; Chordata; Mammalia; Carnivora; Odobenidae
Gene: SYVN1
Product: synovial apoptosis inhibitor 1, synoviolin
Exons: 16
Coding region: 86-1924 (612 amino acids)
Cellular component (GO): cytoplasm
Source: RefSeq, a predicted model, not a curated record
GAGUGUUGUUAACCGGAGCCGCCUCCGCAGUCGCGGGGAUCGAGCGGGCUCGCGGCGCUGGGCUCCUGGUCUCCAGGCCAGGGCAAUGUUCCGCACCGCAGUGAUGAUGGCGGCCAGCCUGGCGCUGACUGGGGCCGUCGUGGCUCAUGCCUACUACCUCAAGCACCAGUUCUACCCCACUGUGGUGUACUUGACCAAGUCCAGCCCCAGCAUGGCAGUCCUCUACAUCCAGGCCUUUGUCCUUGUCUUUCUCUUGGGCAAAGUGAUGGGCAAGGUGUUCUUUGGACAGUUGAGGGCCGCAGAGAUGGAGCACCUUCUGGAACGUUCCUGGUAUGCUGUCACUGAGACUUGUCUGGCCUUCACCGUCUUUCGGGACGACUUCAGCCCCCGCUUUGUUGCACUCUUCACUCUCCUUCUCUUCCUCAAGUGUUUUCACUGGCUGGCUGAGGACCGUGUGGACUUUAUGGAACGCAGCCCCAAUAUCUCCUGGCUCUUUCACUGCCGCAUUGUCUCUCUUAUGUUCCUCCUGGGUAUCCUGGACUUCCUCUUCGUCAGCCAUGCCUAUCACAGCAUCCUGACCCGUGGGGCCUCUGUGCAGCUGGUGUUUGGCUUUGAGUACGCCAUCCUGAUGACUAUGGUGCUCACCAUCUUCAUCAAGUACGUCCUGCACUCUGUGGACCUGCAGAGCGAGAACCCCUGGGACAACAAGGCCGUCUACAUGCUCUACACGGAGCUGUUUACAGGCUUCAUCAAGGUUUUGCUCUACAUGGCCUUCAUGACCAUCAUGAUCAAGGUGCACACCUUCCCUCUCUUUGCCAUCCGGCCUAUGUACCUGGCCAUGAGGCAGUUCAAGAAGGCUGUGACGGAUGCCAUCAUGUCUCGCCGAGCCAUCCGCAACAUGAACACGCUGUAUCCAGAUGCCACCCCGGAGGAACUCCAGGCAAUGGACAAUGUCUGCAUCAUCUGCCGAGAAGAGAUGGUGACUGGUGCCAAGAGACUGCCCUGCAACCACAUUUUCCACACCAGCUGCCUGCGCUCCUGGUUCCAGCGGCAGCAGACCUGCCCUACCUGCCGUAUGGACGUCCUCCGGGCAUCACUGCCGACCCAGUCACCACCGCCCCCGGAACCUGCGGAUCAAGGGCCACCGCCAGCUGCUCAUCCCCCACCACUUCUGCCGCAGCCCCCCAACUUCCCCCAGGGCCUCCUGCCUCCCUUUCCUCCAGGCAUGUUCCCGCUCUGGCCCCCCAUGGGCCCCUUCCCACCUGUCCCACCUCCCCCCAGCUCAGGAGAGGCUGUGGCCCCUCCAUCCACCAGCGCAGCAGCCCUUUCUCGGCCCGGUGGAGCAGCCACCACCGCUGCUUCUGCGGCCUCUGCCUCGGCCCCCGCCCCUGGCUCCGCCCCGGCCUCUGAGGCUGGCCCCACCCCAGGCUUCCCCUUCCCGCCCCCCUGGAUGGGCAUGCCGCUGCCUCCACCUUUUGCCUUCCCCCCAAUGCCCGUGCCCCCUGCGGGCUUUGCUGGGCUGACCCCAGAGGAGCUGCGGGCUCUGGAAGGCCACGAGCGGCAGCACCUGGAGGCUCGGCUGCAGAGCUUGCGCAACAUCCACACGCUGCUGGAUGCCGCCAUGCUGCAGAUCAACCAGUACCUCACCGUGCUCGCUUCCUUGGGGCCCCCCCGGCCUGCCACCUCAGUCAGCCCCACUGAGGAGACUGCCCCUGCAGUUGUCCCUACUGCCCCCCCCACCAGCAUCCCCAGCUCUGAGGCUACCACCCCAUCCCCAGGAGUCUCCCCACCAGCCCCUGAGCCUGAAAAGCCUCCAGCUCCUGAGUCAGUAGGCACAGAGGAGCUACCGGAGGAUGGGGAGCCAGAUGCAGCAGAGCUCCGUCGCCGCCGCCUGCAAAAGUUGGAGUCCCCUAUUGCCCACUGACACUACCCCAGUCCUGCCCCUGCCUCCGCUCUCUUGAGCAGCCCUUGCUGUAACA